This is a messenger RNA of Pyrus x bretschneideri (Chinese white pear), 1705 nucleotides long. RefSeq names its product serine/threonine-protein phosphatase PP1. Gene Ontology annotation, molecular function: protein serine/threonine phosphatase activity. The record is from RefSeq and is a predicted model, not a curated record. Gene Ontology annotation, cellular component: nucleus; cytoplasm. The coding region runs from base 408 to 1376 and encodes 322 amino acids. The transcript is spliced from 4 exons. Lineage: Eukaryota; Viridiplantae; Streptophyta; Magnoliopsida; Rosales; Rosaceae.
UAUCCGUCCAUAUUUGAAGGUUUCAACAAAAUUGAAACCUACAUGGCGCUGCGAGAAAAAUUUAGGAGGAAAUUAAUAAAAAAAAAUAGAAAAAGAAUUAGAGAUAAGAAACAUUCAAGGCAAAUCCCAAUUUUCUAAUCCCAAUCAAUCAUUCCCUUCCUUCUGUUGCUUCUCCUUCUAAUUCCAAAACUCAAGUUGCACCAUUUUUUUUUUUUGUUUUUUUUUUCAGGUUUUGAUAAAUUUCUCAGCUUUUCUCUGUUGACCCACUUGACCUUUCUUCUCCUUCAAUCCAAAAAGUUGGGAUCUUGAUUCGAAUCUCUGAAUUUUUAAAGCAACCCAUUUCUUCAAUCUCUCUGGUUCUUCAGAAAUUUUAGAACUUUCAAUCUGGGUUCUUUCGAGCAGAGCAGAUGAUGAUGAUGACAAUGGAGGGGAUGAUGGAUAAGGGUGUGUUGGAUGAUAUAAUCAGGAGGCUUUUGGAAGGCAAAGGAGGGAAGCAAGUGCAGCUUUCGGAGGCGGAGAUCCGUCAACUUUGCGUCAACGCCCGCCAAAUCUUCCUCUCUCAGCCUAAUCUUCUCGAGGUCCGAGCUCCGGUUCGAAUUUGCGGUGAUAUACAUGGACAAUACCAAGACCUACUAAGGGUGUUCGAAUAUGGUGGUUAUCCUCCUUCUGCAAAUUACCUGUUUCUAGGAGACUAUGUGGAUCGAGGCAAGCAAAGUUUGGAGACAAUCUGUUUGCUUCUGGCCUACAAAAUAAGAUACCCUGACAAAAUUUUCCUUUUGAGGGGAAACCAUGAAGAUGCAAAGAUUAAUCGAAUAUAUGGGUUCUAUGACGAGUGUAAAAGGAGGUUUAAUGUAAGGCUUUGGAAAAUAUUUACCGAGUGCUUUAAUUGUUUGCCUGUGGCUGCACUUAUUGAUGGGAAGAUACUUUGUAUGCACGGGGGUCUCUCGCCAGAGUUGGAAAACUUGGACCAAAUAAAAGAAAUUUCACGGCCAACUGACAUUCCAGAUAAUGGUCUGUUAUGCGAUCUGCUUUGGUCUGAUCCUGAUGCUAGGGUUGAGGGUUGGGCGGAGAGUGAUCGAGGUGUUUCCUGUACUUUUGGAGCUGAUAGAGUUAGUGAUUUUUUAGAUAAGAAUGAGCUUGAUCUCAUUUGCCGGGGUCAUCAGGUGGUGGAGGAUGGCUAUGAGUUUUUCGCAAAACGAAGAUUAGUCACAAUAUUUUCAGCUCCCAACUAUGGCGGGGAGUUUGAUAAUGCCGGUGCUCUAUUGAGUGUUGAUGAAGCUCUGGUGUGUUCCUUUGAGAUACUGAAACCAGUUGAUCAUAAAGCAUCCCCGAGCGGUUCAAAGUUAAAUCUUAAAAAGCCUCCUAAAAAGAACUGAUUAUUUGGAGAUUUCUCACAGCUCAAUUAGAAAAUACAAGAAGCUCGACAGGUGCUAGAGUUUGGAUUCUGUUUAAUAGAUGAGCUUGACAAGUGAGAAGCGCCAUCUUAAUCCGAGAGUUCCAAGCGUUGAUCACAUUGAAGAUUUUCUUGUGUUUUUAUGAAAUUUGUAAAUCGUAACUGCGUAUGUUGUUCUUGCUUGUGCAGGGAAGAGGUUUUCGGUUUAGACUCUACUUUUUGGUCAAUAUCUGCUCAUUCUGGUUUGUUUUUUGUUGAGCAUUUGUAAAUUAUCGUCACAGCAUUUCAGAAGUUUCGCUGGUUUCCUGAUUA